UCUACGCCUGGCUGGACCGGCUCCCGCUCAGCCGCCCCAAGCGCCGCCUGGCCCGGGACUUCAGCGACGGCGGUGAGGGCGGGCGAGGGCCCCGAGGCGGAGAUGGAUAUGGCCGGCCAGGCGGAUGGCCAGGGAAGGGCCAGUGUCUCGGGAAGGGACCCAGGUCCCCGGGCUCCCUGCGAAGUGCUGAAGAUCCCGGAGCAGGCUGAUGCUGGCGGAGAUCGUGAAGCACUUCCACCCCCAGCUCGUGGACCUGCACAACUAUGUGCCCACCUGCAACACUGACCAGAAGCUCAGCAACUGGAGCGUGCUCAACAGGAAAGUCUUUCACAAGCUGCAUUUCUGUGUCUCAGAGGCGGAUAUCCGAAAGGUGGUGGCCAACGUGCCUGGGGCCAUCGAGCCCAUCUUGUGUGCGCUUCGGGAAAAGGUGGUGGAUUGCAGCACUGGCCCAGAGGACCCACCCAGCACAGCCGACCCAGGAGUCUCCAGGGCCGAUGUUGACGGACCGUGCGUGGGGCUCACCACCCCUCCACACGCUGGCCUGCUGAGCCCCCCAGUACCCUCCAGCGUGAAGACCCUCCUGAGUCAGAGGGCUCCGGAGAAGAUGGGCCCCUGUGUUUGCAGAGGUCGGGGCCCAGCUGGUGGGCCCUGGGAGCACCUGGAGCCUGGAGUGCAGCAGAGGCUGGAGGAAAAGGAGCAGGCACUGGCCAUUCUGCAGGAGACGGUCCAGAUUUUGCAGAUGAAGGUGGUGAGGCUGGAGCACCUGGUCAGGCUGAAGGACCAGCGGAUUGCGGAGCUGACGAGACGCUGGGAUGAGCUGAUGAAUGAGGCCGCAGAGAAAGGCUCCUCCGAGAGGGUGGCCACCCUGCCCGAGUCAGCCAGACCCUGAACUAACUACUUGAACGCAUGUGGGACUCCCCCGGACUAGGGCUUCCAGAUGUGGCCACACACUGUCCAGCAGUCUCGGAGGGGACACUGCAAAGGGCUGGGGGUCGGGGCUCAGUGUGUGGCGUUCACGGGCGUCCUGGCAGCUCCCAGCCGGUGUCUCCUGAGCUUUAUCCCCACUGACCAGUCUGGACGUGAAGACCUGGGUCUGGUUCCCUUGCGCCUGGA
Molecule: messenger RNA, 1113 nt
Organism: Rhinolophus ferrumequinum (greater horseshoe bat)
Lineage: Eukaryota; Metazoa; Chordata; Mammalia; Chiroptera; Rhinolophidae
Product: sperm flagellar protein 1
Exons: 7
Coding region: 209-889 (226 amino acids)
Biological process (GO): regulation of cytoskeleton organization
Cellular component (GO): axoneme
Molecular function (GO): microtubule binding
Source: RefSeq, a predicted model, not a curated record